Molecule: messenger RNA, 8484 nt
Organism: Anguilla rostrata (American eel)
Lineage: Eukaryota; Metazoa; Chordata; Actinopteri; Anguilliformes; Anguillidae
Product: kelch-like protein 34
Exons: 2
Coding region: 726-2501 (591 amino acids)
Molecular function (GO): protein binding
Source: RefSeq, a predicted model, not a curated record
UUCACAAGGCUCUCGCCCAGAAGCUCUGCUGUCUCAAAACUACAGGCCGUAAAUUGUUGAGCGGUUCAAACACACCACAUGCACAUCUCUCUCUCCCCAAGCUUUCUAAGCCCCCAAAAAACUCCUGUCUCAGCAGCUUGACUUAUGCAUUUAACUAUAUACCGCCCUGCUCUACCUCCCAAGUACUCUUUCCCACCACCCACCAUGCCUCAUACUAACCCGGUCAUGCAUAUACCCAGGUCCUGCAAUCCUUCCCUCUGACUAAGCAUCCUAUUUCUUCUGGGGUGAGUUCAGAUUCACCAAACUGCUAAGCCCCCCGGUGCUGAUUCAAUCGUUGCAAUACUCCCAAGCGGAGUGGAGCGAAAGGGUAGCACAGUUAUGCUGUGGCCCCCCCACCACCCCCGUGUGCCCCCUGACACUUCGUUGCAAUGAAAGAGUAGACAUACCUCAUUCUGUUGGAACAAACAGGGGCACGGGUCACGGGAUGGAUCCCUGUCUCUGCCAGGCUCAUAAUACCACAGACGAGAUGUUUUUAAGCGGCUGGGCAGGCGUCUACCCACCCCCCACCGUCUCUCUCCCUCUCUCACUCUUUCUCUCUGAUUAACCCCCACAAACAUUGCGCUAAUGUGCCAGAUGCCUUAGGGCGACUGUGAGGUCGACAUCGCAGGAGCAACGGCCCCUUUCUAUCACAACGCGUUGUGGCAGGAUCUUCCUGCUGCUUCAAGAUGAGCUACUUCCUGGUGCUGAGUGAGACCUACGGGGGGAAUGUCCUGUCGCGGUACCAGCGGCUACGAAUGGAGGGCCGCCUCUGUGAUGUGGUGCUGGUGGCGGGAGGCGGCACCCGCUUCCCCACACAUCGCAGCCUGCUGGCCUCUUCCAGUGACUACUUCUGGUCCCUUUUCCAGGAGCACACUCAUGAGUUCCAGGCCCCAACCAUCUACCUGCCCCUGCUGUCUGAUGUGGGCUUGAGCCACAUCCUGGACUUUAUCUACUCAUCCUGGCUCUCCAUGUCUCCCUCCACCCUGGAGGAUGUGCUGGAGGCUGCUUGCUACCUGCAGGUCACCAGUGCCAUUCAGCUUUGCAGCAGCUACAUCGCUGACAACCUUUCGCCUGACAACUGCUGCUUUUUCGCCAACAUCGCAGCCCGCUACGACAUGGCCGAUGCCCUCUCCGCUGCUAACAGCUUCAUUGCGCAAAGGAUGGGGGAGUUCCUGAAGCCCGGGGGUGGGGACUGGGAGGGGCUCCUGGAGCUGAAUGCGGACUCCCUGCGGGUGGUUCUGAGAGCUGAGGAGAUGCCUGGAGUGCAGGAGCUGGCCCUGCUCUCCCUGCUGCUAGACUGGCUGGACCACCAUAAGCUGAGCAGCCUGAGGAGCAACUUGUUGCUAAGCAAUAUCCGUUUUGCCUUGGUACCGCCAGAGGAGCUGACCCUGCUGUGCACCAGCCGCCCUGCACUACAGACUCCCUUCAUAAAGAGCCUGGUCCUUAAGGCGCUGGAGUACCACCAGCUGGGGGCAUGCAAACCUCUGCUGCAGACCACCCACAGCACUCUGCGGACUCAAGCCUGCAAGGUGCUACUGGUGGGCGGGGGCCCAGAGGCCGACCGCCCUGAGAGGGAGGUCCUUACCUUCGAUCCCCACUUGAGGAAGUUUCACUCCCUCACCCUGCUUCCAUGCAGGGUCCAGCACCACUGCGUCUGCACGCUGGGCAACUUCCUGUUUGUCCUGGGUGGAGAAGUGGUGGAGGUGGACGAGAGCGAGAAGGUGAUUGGCAGGGUGGUCACUGGCCAGGUGUGGCGCUACGACCCCAGGUUUCAGCACUGGGAGGUGCUUGCGCCGAUGAGUGAGAGGCGGGCAUGGUUCUCCUGCUGCAUGGUGAACAGGGUGAUACAUGUCAUCGGGGGGCGCAGCGGCAGAGGAGAAGAGGAGGUGGUACUGGACACGGUGGAGGCAUAUGACAUGCAGGCAGAUUGCUGGCGGAGGGCCAUGGACCUCCCACAGCCUAUACAUGGCCAGGCCUGCGCCACACAUGGGGGCACCAUCUACAUCUCAGGCGGAAUUCAUGGCAACCAUCAUGAGAGUAGCCGGGAAGUCUACAGCCUGGAGCCCUGUGGGAGCCAGUGGGAGAAACGGGCCCCUAUGUCCAUCGCCCGCUACAGCCACCAAAUGGCAGUGGUCAGAGACAGGAUCUACACCUUUCUAGGGAUAUAUGAGCCCUUCUGUGACAUCGAGUGCUACAACCCGGUGCAGGACGAGUGGACCCGCCUCCGGCCCCUGCUGAAUGACCGCUUCUGCUACGGCCUUACACUGCUGCCUCCGCCACACGAUGAGCAGGUGCUGCUGAUCGGAGGCCGGAAGUGGCGAGAUGCACAGGAAGUGUCCACACCCAAUGUGCUGGCAUACGACACUGAAAGUGAUAGCUGGAGGGAGGUGUGCAAGCUGCCCAAGCCACUAAGUGGGACACAGUGCACCCUGAUGCACAUCCCCGACCUCACUGAGACAUAGAUAUGCCCCCACGGCACAGCUCUCACAUGGGCACACAAACACAUGUGCACCCACUCGCAUGGCGUGGUCUGCAGCUAACAGAGUGGAGACCUAUCCCCGGUGACAAAAACUUCUGUGGGUGGAAUCUUGGCAAGAGAGGUCUAAGGGACGGUCUGCUAUCACUGGAGACAGCUCAGUGUGCUGAUAGGUGGGGUCAGCAGACCAUAGACAGUAAUGUGGUGGGCAUGGGGGGAGGCAUAUUUCUCAUGGCGAUGAAAGGCUUCUUCCAAUGAAUGAGUAAUGGAGAAAGAGUGUGAGCUAGGAAGUGAAGAAAGAGAAAGACUGAUGAAGAAUGAAAGAACAUUAAAAAGGGCAUUCUUUGGUUCAAAAAGAAUUGAACAGUAUUAGGUGAGUCGCAGAGAAACUAUGUCCGGGUGUAAUCCAGAUAUAAAUAUUUAUAAUUGAGAACUAUUUUGCCAGCGUUAAUGUGUGGAUAAAAUCCAGUGUUACAAAGGGAAACCGCAUAAGAAUUUAACAUAGCUGCAGCCUAGUUUUCAGGUUUGUACACGCACAACUGAAACAGCCAGACAAGUAUAGAGGAUUUGAUAGGCAUGUCAUAUACUUUAAUAACACAGGUUUGUUUUUCUUGGCAUGAGAGACCUGCAACUGUAAACUGUAAAUGAUACAGACUAAAAUAUAAUUGACAAUUUGUCUGCAUUGUGACAAGGACUGCACCUUUAAAUUGAAACUGCUGUUUUGAUACCGAUAACAGAGUACAGCAAGUGGGUUAAGUAAUUAAUUAAUCUCUUUAAUCCACAGCCCCCAGCAUGUGUGUGAAGAUCUGAAAUGGUGGUCACUUAAGAGUAAUCCUCAUUCUGUGGUGUGGUUAGAAUAAUGGUUAAAGAGGGAUUCAUAAAAAACCAUGAGCUUUGACCCCAGGGGGUAACAAGGGUGUGGUAAUUGCCAGUGACAUGAGUAGAGGGUCGUUAAAGGAGUGAUCAUUAGCAACAAACUUCAGGGAGGAAGGCAGGCUUGCUGAAAGAGGAGGGGCAUAUCACCGCUGUAGCAGAUUCCUCAAGAUUCCAUCUGCCAAUCUGAUCAUUUCAUGAAAACCAUCAGCGAUCAGAAACAGUUUAAUACCAUGUGAAUAAUAUUCCUUUAUAAAUAUAUUUCCACAUUAUAUUAUUAAAGAAUCAGCUGAAAUGUAUUCAAUGUAAAAAAAAAAGUUACACAUACAAAUCACACAUUUGAACUUUUGUUUGCACAAUUUAUAAAAUUGGUCUGCAUACCAAAUGAUUUAUAGAAAAUUUACUGAAGCACAGCAAACUCAACGCUGAAGUACAGCAUACACAUAGACGUAUAUGUCUCACCAAACUAAUACAAGCACUAUUCUAAAGCAAUGCUACCCCAUGUUUUCUACAUGUUCUCAUGUAACUUGGUCCUGUGUGUCUUCAUUUUGUCAACUGAAGAGAAUGUGCAAUCUGAAGCAUUAUGUUGGGGGAUCAAUAUGUAAAAUUGUGAAUUUAGUCAGCAACUGAGGUGCAAUGUGUCAUUGCUGGUAAUAUACAGAACUGGUUCAAAGUUACACUUGUUGCAGGAUGUUAAACCACUAUUUGCACUUUUUCAGGCUUCUGAAAACACAAUGCAUGUCUAAACCUACCACAUCAGCAGAUGAAGCAAUGCAGAUAAUUAUACCACAAAUCAGAAACUGCAGAUAGGAAAAUGAGCUAAAUAGGCAAAUUACUGACGAGGAAUGGGAAAACAAGAUGUGCAAAACAAACAAAAAAUAUAUUAUAAUAAUGUGCAAUAUUGAUCCACAAAUUCAGAUGUGGAAUUUUGUUAGUGGAAGAUAUUUUUUAGUAACUCCUAAAGCUAAACCAAGACAGCUGGGCAUGCAGUCUCCAUACUGACUGCAGCGCUUCCGAAUGGCAAGCCGUUCUAAUGACAAACCCUUCUAAUAUCUUUUGGGACUCUCUAGGUCUAUGACAUUUGGAUGAAGGACACUAGACUAUGAAAGACCGAUUAUUUUGACAGCGGUUUUUUUCCAUAUUUAAUUUACAUGAAGAUCUGGUGCCAGGGGACAGACACAUGAUUAAAGCAUUUCUAGCCGCCAGGAAAAAGCAAUCACCCUCUACUGAUAAUCAAUAGGAGACCCAACAACCAAAGAAAAUCACUUUUUUUUGUCAAAGGGGUAUACACAAAGGAGAAUUUUAAUUUGAAGUCACAAAAAGAUGGACUUCAAAAUGAUUUGAAAUUACUUUUAUCAGUUUGUCACUGUAAAGUAUCACUGCCAUGAAUAUUACAUGGUGUAUUUUGUUGGUAUUGAGGUGGCAAUAAUGCAACCCAGUUUCUUUUUUUACAAAAAACAAUGAAAGAUAAAUUACAAAAAAAAUUAGUUCUGUAUAAUUAUGCAGAAUAACUGCCUUAGAUUAGUGCUACACGCAGACUACACUAAUAGGAAAUAAUAACUGCACAUCAAAUCUCCAUAGAAUAUUUACUGUAAAUUAUUACUGCUACUACAUGUACUGAGAACUACAGGAAGGAGUUAAGAUAAAGAAUAAGACUGAGCCACAUCUCACUUUGCUGACAGUGGCUAAUAUCUGCCAGCUAAUUCUUCCGGGUAUAAAGAGCAGCUCAGCAGGUUCCUAUGCCCUCCGAGUCACUGUGAAAGCCAUAGCCGCCCUUCUCAUCAUGGCUCAUUCCAGCAUAUUUGGGGUUCUGUAAUGGGCAAUUCUCUGACUGCUGAGAUAACUAAACAUAACAUUUUUGUGGAAUGUGGAUUCCCUGUGUGGGGUGCCUUUGUUUCAAUACAUAUGCAGUUGUGGACACCACCUGACUGUGGUGUGAUUUAUUAUGUGAACCAUUAUGGGGUCAAGAUAUACAAUAUAAAGGUGAUAUGUGAUGUAGUUUGCAGGGUGACACAAGUGUAUGUCUUUUGACAUCAACACAACACAGUGGAAGUGUUGGAGAUAUGGUUUUGAUAAACUCAAAAUGUAAUAUUGCUAUAAGUGACAACUAUGCACCUCCCAGACACAUACAGCAAUCUCCAUAAUGUUUGGGGCAAAGAAAUAUUUUUUUAUUGAUUUGGCUCUGUGCUCCACAAUUGUAGAUUUGUAAUGAAACAAUUCAUAUGUAGUUCAAGUCCACAAUCUCAGCUUUAAUUUAUACAUUUUGGUUUCAACAUUUAGAAAUGACAGCACAUUGUAUACAUAGUCCCCCACAUUUGAGGGCAUCAUAACAUUUGGGACAUAUUAAUAUUAUGUAAAUGAAUGUAGUCAUGUUUAACACUUUGACGCAUAUCCUUCCUUGGCCUACCAGGCCCUUUGUAAUUCCUCACAGUUGGUCUCAUUGGGCCUCAUUCACCAAUCGUUCUUAAGAAGAAUUUUCUUCUUAAAACCCACGUACGCAGUUUUCACAAAGAUUCUGACAUUCACCAAUGUUUUCUUAUUUGGGAUUUAUUCUUAGAUAAGAACAGAAUCUACGUACACUCAAGAGCACACAUUUGAGUGUUGACAUGUUUGUGCAAAAUAAUUGGUAAUUGCAUUUUUUUCAAUUUUAUAGUUGUAUAAUAUUAUAGGAUUUAAAUUACAAUAAUAUUUUUAUCAUUUAUAAUAUUUUUAAAUUAUUAUUUUCAUUAUUGUAAGGUUCAUUAGCAUUAAGGUGCCAGGUUCUGCCUCAGAGGGUGGUUGCCUCAGUGGGAGUUCAUCUGUAAAUAAAUGAUAAUAAUCAAACCAUUGUAGUGACCUUUUAUUUUUGGGGGUUUCAAUUAUGCAAUGUUUGGGCUAUACUGCAAAAGCAAAUGUUUAAAUUUUGAAUACAAACUAAGCACUUAGGUAACACUUUUUAAACACAUGGACACGUUGAAGAAGAGAACACUUAUUCAGAGGCGUCACUAGGGGGGUGCAGACCACAGCGGGUGACACCACCAGAGGGGGGUGACACCAAAAUGACUGGCAAUAAAUUUUUUGUGCAGUGUUCUGUGUAGCGACGGGUUGAAACGGCUAAUUUCUCCGAUGCAGUUUACUGCCGGUUGAUUUAAUUAGCGGUAUUAAUGUGACAAGAAGCGCUUUGUCAUUUGAAUGCAUAACACGCAAUUCAUUGAGCCCACUCCCACCAACAUUUUUUUUUUUUUGCCUCAGAUUUGACAUCAAACCUUUUUUUUUUUUUGCUUAAUCUGUUGUGCGCCCUUCUCCGGAUACAGCGCUCACUGAACGAGUAAUAGCAUCCCAUGCAUCUUUUUUUGUGUUUUAUUUUAUAUCCACUACUGACGCUAUUAAAUAUGACAGGUUGUUUGCUGUUCACUUCCUGCAGCAGUACCUCUACUUCAGAACUACUGAAGUUUUUCUUACGUUUGGAGUCCGGAGCUCCACCGUCUUUAGAUUUUCGUUUGGGCAUUCUUGACUUCUCUCUCAACUUUUCUUUUCAAUUUCUGUGUGUGCACACGGCCCUGCAGUCUCAUGCCCUUAUGGGGAUUGGCGGGGCAUUUACCUUUGCUAAUUAGGAACAACUGGCACGCGCUUUCAACUUACAAAGACAAUGGGAUUCAUCAUUUAUAAGAACACAGGUGUGAACAAUUCUGCGGUUUAAGAACAUGUCAUGAAUCUGACGUAGACUUUUCUUAGGACCUUUCUCGAGAACAGAUUUAAGAGAAAACUUAGGAAGAUAUUGAUGAAUGAGGCCCUUUCUUCUUAAUGAUGUUCUAAACAGUUGAGUUUCAUAAUGGCUUCCUUGGCUAUCAUUGGCACAACUCUGGUGCUCAUGUUGACAAUGGUCAAUAACAGACUCCAAAGGCAAUAAAAAGCCUAGAAUCAAAACUAGAUAUUGAAAGCUCUCUUAUACCUGCACUAAGUCAGCAAUUGAACACACCUGACUAAACAGAAACACCUGUGAUGCCAUUUGUCCCAAUAAUGGACUUGUCUUAAGACAUAAGAAGAAAAGUAAUAAAGGAUUAUUUUUUCAUAUGAGCAAUGUACUUCUAAUUAAACACAGUGGUUCUUUAAUAUAGAUCGGCUAUAGAUAUGUAAAGGGCAUUAUUAGUGACACAUGAAUAUAAACCUGCGACAAGACCAAGCUCUGGCCUUCAACAUGUUAAACUAAGAUUAGAUUCAAUAUAUGUAUAUUCUUUAAAAAUAAAACAAUAUUAUAACAGGAUUUCCAUAAGUGCCUGUACUCAGUCAUUUACACAACAUAUUUGUAAAACUGUGAUUAGUUUGAAAUGAUGAUGCUAUUGGCCACAUCACAUACCUAAAAUAUGUUUAAUUCUUGUUCAGGUCAUAUUUGUUAUGAUAUACAUAAAAGUAAUAAGAAAAUUGCAACUGUCUUUAAUCAGCCUUUUUUAAGAUAUGUUGUGAAUGGGGUUCUGUAUGCAUUCAAAGUCAUGUUACAGUUGAAUGAGUGCCAUCUGCAGGAGAACUGCCAUAUUGCUGCAAUACUGAAGAUAACCUAAACAUUCUGUUGCUGUGGACACCUGAUUCUGGACAAUAGAAAGCAAGGGGGGUGAAACAGAAUUUUCUUCCACCACCUGUUGAAUGUCCAAUAACAGCUGCCUGCCUGGUAAGACAGGAGGAAAAGCAGCCACACCCACGCAGUCAAUACAGUGUUUAUUUUAAGAGCUUAACUUUAUUAAUGCAGAUAUAGUCACAUUUGUUUAAAAGCUGAAAAGAAACAAAACAAAAAUAAAAUAAAUAGUGUGGUAGAUGAAGAGAAUUAAUAAUAACACAAUUAAUCCUUGGAACAGUGUUGGGGACACAUGCUUUAGUGAAGCAUGUUGAGGGACCGUAUCCCUGCACAUUGGUAUGGUAUGCAAUACAGCUCUUACUUGUAUGCUGCAGAGUUCACAAUCUCCCAUCCUAAAAUGCACUCAGGACAUUACAUUUCAACAUAUAUAUAACAGCAUUGAUCAUAAUAUUUCAAAAUUAUCUGGCAAUAGUCUCAGUAUCAUUAUCACUUUUUCUUCUCACUUUUCUGUGAUGACUGAGCCCAUUUUGGGGCCAGUGAAAUAAUU